AUGUCUACAUCAAGUCAAAACCCGCGGACAAGAUCCAGCACAGGAAACAACAGUCGACCAUCCAGCAAAGAUGGACCAAAGAAGAACAUUUGGUCUUCUAUGCUAGACAGCGCUGCGACCGGCAAGCGAUUACCUGAGAAGAACCUCCUGAUAUUAGGAGGUACACCCGAAAGCCAGAGAGAGUUUUUGGAAGCAUAUUCCGCAGAUACUUCGGAUUCUAGCACAUCGAAUGAGAAACGAAAGGGUAAAUUGCCUCCAGUGGCCAAUCAGUUUGCCUUGGGAUACACGUAUCUAGACGUGUUGGAUGCGGACCAGGAAGAUACGUUGGCGCGUGUUUCCGCAUACCUUCUCUCCGAGCCAUCGUUGUCAUUCGCUCCCCUCCUUAAACCUCUUUUCACGCCUCAGUCCAUUUCCGAAACCUCUGUCGUUAUCCUACUUGACUGGUCCGAUCCGUGGACGUGGGUUAGGCGACUGAGAGAAUGGGUCCGCCUUUUACGCCAUGUGCUUAUCUCGCUCGAUGACGAAACCAAAGUCGUGAUGGAAGAGAACAUGACACAGUGGAGGGAGCGGAAGAAGGGAAUAGAUACCACUUCAACGGGGUCACAAGCAGCCAGCUCUGGGGCUGUUGUUAUAGGCCCCGGAGAAUGGGAUGAAGGACUGGGGGUACCCCUGUGUGUGGUUUGCCAAGGAACCGACAAGAUGGAGAAGUUGGAGCGAGAACAUGGUUGGCAUGAGGAGGAAUUUGACUUCAUUCACCAAUUCAUGAGAACAUUACUGGUAAAACAUGGCGCGUCUCUCAUAUACACGAAGCCAUUCCAGGCGAAUAACCUACACAGCGUACUGCACUCCUCCCUCGGCAUACAUUCACUCCUCAAAAAACUAUCUCUCAAAGCCCAAUUUAUCGAACGAGACAAGAUUUUAAUACCUACGAAUUGGGAUUCAUGGGCCAAGAUUCGAGUUAUCCGAGAAGGAUCCAAUUUGGAGGGCAUAUCAACCGCUUGGUCUAUCGAGAUUCAAGACCCACCUGAGCCGCUUACCAACGGGAAUGACGAAGCCCAGGAGGAGGGUACCGCUGAAGAAGACGACGGGACGAGCGCCGUAAAUAUAUACGAGCAGACCAUCAAAGACCCCAAGCGGAGUACCUCGAUAGCGUACCCCGGAAGCCAACAAGGCAGGAACAAGAUCGAGGUUGAUACAACUGAUAUGCAGGGCUUCCUCACCAAGCAGCUGGAGGUUUUGGAGCAGUUGAAGAUUGAGGAUGAGAAGGAUCGGGCAGCCAAGAAGGCGCCUCAACUGGAAAUGUCUCCAUUAGAAGAUAACAGCCGGGUCAACGAACAUAUUGGGCCUGUGCAGUUCAACAUGGGUGGUAUCCAGGUCGAUGCGGAUGAUAUGCUCCAAAAGAUAAAGGACCGAGAAGCCAAUCGAUCCCAACGGAAGGAUCCUGUUUCCUCACCAGGAGACGAGAAAGCACACAACCAGGCACUAGCGAACUUCUUUGCAGGUCUAGUUAAGAAACCCGGGGGCAGUCCCCGCGGAAGCCCGUCGGUAUAA
This is a messenger RNA of Aspergillus puulaauensis, 1551 nucleotides long. RefSeq names its product dynein family protein. The record is from RefSeq and is a predicted model, not a curated record. Gene Ontology annotation, biological process: microtubule-based movement; microtubule cytoskeleton organization. The coding region runs from base 1 to 1551 and encodes 516 amino acids. The transcript has 6 exons. NCBI's taxonomy places the organism in Eukaryota, Fungi, Ascomycota, Eurotiomycetes, Eurotiales, Aspergillaceae. Gene Ontology annotation, cellular component: centrosome; cytoplasmic dynein complex. Gene Ontology annotation, molecular function: dynein heavy chain binding.